Messenger RNA from Wasmannia auropunctata (little fire ant), 3085 nucleotides. It is a transcript of the gene EDTP, whose product is annotated as myotubularin-related protein 14. Gene Ontology annotation, biological process: dephosphorylation. The record is from RefSeq and is a predicted model, not a curated record. NCBI's taxonomy places the organism in Eukaryota, Metazoa, Arthropoda, Insecta, Hymenoptera, Formicidae. The coding region runs from base 1131 to 3047 and encodes 638 amino acids. The transcript is spliced from 6 exons. Gene Ontology annotation, molecular function: phosphatidylinositol-3-phosphate phosphatase activity.
GAAUGCACGGGAACGUGACCGUGAUAGGGCAACCGCGUGAUAAUCGCGUUUCGACGGUUCGUCCGAUUGACAAUUCGAACGUGCCGAGACGUGCGUGCCGCGUGAGCCGAGUCUCUUCGCCUCCCGUGUACGCCGGGGUGGAGCAUGCGAGUAUUUACGGGUAUCUCUCAGCUGAAACCGCGACUUUCGAUUGAAAAAUGCUCGCGGACACUCGGGCUGCACUCGCGUCGCAGAUUUUCCCCGUGUCAUCGGAAUCCCGGGAGCGUAUCUCCCGUCGUCGCGGAAACGCGCGGACCGUGCAGUAAUCCCGACGACGGCACGUCGUAGCGUCUCGUCCCCGACGUGGUGGGAAUUUAAAUGCCGCAUAUGUUUUUCAGCGACUCCGAUGGCACAUGCCAGUGUUGUUGAUAGGUUAUACAUGCUUUUGCAGUGUCAGGAGAGGGAAUCGCGUGUUCGCGAGAGAGAAUUGAUCGCGCGCUCGCUACUCUUGCGUUGAGACCUUUCAAGAAAUACAAAAUUCACAAAAUUUAAUAUAUUUAUUUAAAAAAAAAUUUUUUUUAUUUUUCUUCGCGCUCCAAUUUUUCACAUUUUAUAAUAUCAGCAAAUUUAUAAACAUACGAAAUAUCGCGGGAUGAAUAACGCGCAUGUUUUUCGGCGUAGAGUACCUAUGUUUGGAAAAGUUUUUGUGUUAUUUUCAUCCUGACGUUUCUCGGUGUUUUUUUUUUGGUAGCUCUUAGAUACGCGAAGAAGCUCGUGUGGAUAUAAAUGUGCAAUAGGAAUUUUUGAAUAAAGACUUUUGUAUUCCAACAGUUGCACGUAUUACAGGUAAAAAUUAUUGUCUACAGAAAUAAUACGUUAUUACGUUCUACAUGCAUGGAAGAUUGUGUCGACGUUUGAAGAUGGAUUGUGACGAAAAAGAGUUCGAUAGAUGUCGAUUGGCAAUGCCACGUGUAUAUGUAUACCUUGAAUUCAGUGCUUGUGUCAUGUCCCUGUCAUGCGAGAUAGAUACUAGCGACUAAUGCCGUGUGAAUUCGACAGUAAUAAGAAUCAUAGUGCCUCCCUGGAAAGAUAUCUCGGGCGAGUUUCUACUGCGAGCGAGAGAACGCGUCUAGUUCAAGCCACAACAAAUCAUGACUGAGAUCGGUAUAGAUAGUCUGCGAAAUCUCAUCACCCACUUUGCAAAGAACACAUACAGAACCAAGGAUGUGGACGUCACGAAUCAGGAAAUCAUGCAGAGGUGCAUGCUGCUUGCGGCCUUCGACUAUGAUUACUCUACGAUAGACAACACCAGCGGUGACCUUUGUGCGCAUUAUCCCAGCUACCUUAUAAUAUUGGAACAUGACAAGUUUCGCAAUUCAAAGACCCGCGACAUGUCAGUGCCACUGCCAUGUGCGGUGGAAAAUACGUACGAGAGUAUAUAUUUUAAGAAUAAGCUUAACAAGCUGAUGACACAUUCAAGAUUUGCCAGAUGCCGCUCGAGAUUUCCGGUGCCAGUGAUACUGUACAAGGGUAGGCACGUAUGCAGAUCCUCAACAUUGUCCAGCAGCCCAGAAAUGUUCGGUAGAGCCGGAUUAGAUUUCUUGCUGUCUAGUGUAGCUAGCGGCAGCGGCAGCGCCAGCGGUACCAAUUCAGCACAGCCAGUCACACAGAUGGAAGAGAAUUUACCCAGGGAAGAAACGAAGCUCACUGACUUGAAAAAUAAAGUUAGAUAUUAUGAUAUAGAACUCCUCAAGACUCUUAAUGUAGGAACCAUCGUAGACUUCAUGGUCGAGAAGAAGAAAGUUAAAUAUGGGAUGACCGUAACGUCGUCGGAGAAGGUAGACCAAGAGAGGCGGUACAGCAACUUUAACCUCAUUUCACUGCCGUAUCCUGGAUGUGAAUUCUUCAAGGAGUUUAGAGACCGAGAUUACCGAUCGAAGGAUCUGGUGUUUAACUGGUGCCAGAAUUACAUAGACGCGCCAAUAUGCGUACCUGAAGACACAAUCUCCAGUCAAUUACGAGUCAACUGGGAUCAGUAUACAGAAUGGAAUCUAGUCAAAUUAACGCAGAACUAUUUAAAAUUAAUACUGAGAUAUCUGAACGAUAGUAACAACGGAUUACUGAUUCACUGUAUCUCAGGUUGGGACCGUACGCCGCUAUUUAUUUCAUUACUGAGAAUUAGCCUCUGGGCCGACGGGGCUAUUCAUACGACAUUGGAUUCGUACCAGCUACUGUAUUAUACCAUCGCCUACGAUUGGAUGCUCUUCGGGCAUGACUUAGCGGAUCGACUCAACAAAGGAGAGGAAAUACUUUUCUUUUGUUUUGAUUUCUUAAAAUACAUUGAGAGCGAACAGUUCAGCAUACACAAACAUUACGAGAGAACGUCGAGGCAUAGCGAAUCGGAAACAUUCUUUAUUGACAGCGAUUCCUUCGAAAUCAUUACGAAUUCCAGUUUCAGUCCAAAGAACAGUUCGUCCAGUUCUAUUGAACAGAAUAGCGUGGAUGGUGAUUCAUCGCCAGCUGUGUUUAUCGAUUCCGUGGACAAUCAAGAUGACUCACGAAACAAUGUAAAUGUUGCACACGGAACAUUUAAUAUAUCUCCAAACAAGGACGGUGGCGCCGUACAGGAAUCGCGCCCAUCGUUAUCCACAAAUCGUACAUCACCGAUUGGUGUUCCUAUACCGCGUAAUCCGCAUGUUCGUCAGCGAAACGAUUCGACGUCUUCAGGCGAUUCGUGGCAACUGGUAACAGGGACUGGCAGUCUGUGUGGUUCAACGACCGCUAAUGCUCUACACCUAGACAAUGUAUUGGCGCCCGAUUCAGAUUGCAAGCCAUCAUGUGCCACUUGCCGUAGAACUCGACGAAUGUCGCAGGAACGCAGCGCAAACGUAAAUGACGAUGAGACUUGUGUAUCACAUACACAACGUAGAGAACGGUUGCACUGUCUUCGAAACAUAUUUUAUAAGGCUUAUGGACCUCAUGGAUUUCGAUUGAAGGACGAAUCAAGUGGUAUAAGCCAAUAUAUCGGAAAUAUUGUCGGGAUGACUUCCAUUCAACGCACAUCCUAGUGACAAAUUUUAUUGAGCGGCUUUCCAAGAGCAUGAAU